AUGAGUUCCUUCUUUAAAAAGUUUCAGCUCCUAAAAAGGAAGCCUGUGGACAGUGAAGAGACCAGUUCAGAGCAGAGGAAAAAUGAACAAGAAGGCCCCAGCCAGGCCCACCAGCCCUCCAGCUCCCACGACCCAGCCGCCCGGAGAACAUCCCUGCUGCUGCCCCUCCUGAUCAAACCAACUACUUCCGCUACCACAGAGGCAAGGAAGAAGCCACUGCAGCCACCGCUGGUCCUGCCUGAACUGCGCCAACCUAGCAGGACCGGCUCAGAUGAAAGGCGUCCGCAUCCGCCAGAGAAGACCAAGGGGGCGAGCACGUUGCCGAAGCUGCCCGUUAAGGGAGCUAAAACUAGCAGCAGCCCCGCAGGGAAAAAACCCCUCCCAAGUGCCUUAGAAAAGCCAGCACAGCCAGAAUUUGCUGAUGAAAAGUUCCGAUACAUCUGGGACAGCAAGGUCUUGCCUCGUGGGAGGAGCCUGCGAGAAGCUGUCGAGAUGCUAGACGAAAAAGAUAUUCUGGACACCAUACUUUCUCACCUCCAGCAGAUGGUUCAGGGUUCCACCAUAGAGCCUACUAUACAGGUUGGGAGGAAACGGAUGGGGCUGCUGAAGGAGGCAGAUUCCAACCACAUAGCAAUCAUGGGCCAAACAAAACUCCAAAAAGCUUCUAGCAAGGAAAGGUUUUCCCUUUAUAGAUAUUAUGGGUCGAAGCUACGAGAUACAAAACACAAGGAGCUUGUUGGUGAAUCUCUGCAUGUGCUUCUUGAGUUUUCGACACAAGACGAAGACAGUCGAGUGGGUGCUUCUGAAGCCAUUGGCCUGGCUGCCUUUAGCCACCUGAGGGAGGUCCUGGUAGCACUGCGGGACUACGGGAACAUGGUCUAUGCACGGAAAGCACUGCAUGCAGUGAAGAUGACAGAGGAUACAAAGAACUGCGAUGCCAACCAGGUGCGAACAACCCUGAUUCUCUGUUACGGGCAUGCAGCUGUGGGGGCAAGGCCAGAGGAUCUAACAAGACUGACAGAAACAAUAAUCACGGAGAUUAUCGCUCAGUUCCGUGGGGGCCACAAGGACGAAGUGUUGAAGAAAACCUUUCUGAAGGCUGUGGUGAUGGUCAGCAAAGCCUUCCAGAAUAGCCAGAAGGAAGACGUCCUUUUCCCUCACAAAGCUGAAGUGAUUCUCUGCAUCAUUCAAGUGAUUGAUGAAGAGCCAUUGGGGUCAGUCUGCAUCACAGUCCUCCACCAAGCCAUAAUGACUGUCAUUUCCAUGACUCUCCUAAAGCCCCCCCUGGAUUACGAAGUGAGGUCCGACCUGGUGCAGAAGAGUGUCAAGAAGAUCUUCUCACUGCCAGCUCUGAAAAUGACCAGGCUGAAAGCAGGCAGCACCAAUCACUUGGCGCAAACACAGGACUUCUACCUGCAGACUAUCAAUGCCUGCAAUAUCAUGCUCACUAGCUUGCUGUCUGAGACCCCCAAUAUGGAUGGACUACAGGAAAUACUGAUUCAUACGAAUAGCUGGGUAGAGUCAGGAAAUACCAACGAAAGGGAAAGGGCUGUGAAAAGCACAACUCACAUCCUGAAGUUUGCUUCAGAGCACCUAGAUUUUGAUCUGUCACAGGAAUUUUCCUUGCUUGGCCAGCUGGUGGCGCUACUGGCCCUUCGGACUGUGGACAAUGUGAAAGAGAUUGGUCAGCAGGCGGCGGAAGCCAUCUACCACCUCCACUACAUUGCCAUAAGCAAAAUGGUUAAGGAUAUGGAGAGCAAGCGGAAGAACAAGAAAGGGCAUUCUGUGAAAUGGCUUCGAGAAGAUUUUUUCAUUCCAGGCCCUUCUAUCUUCUAUAACAACAUUCCGAAAGUGGCAAAGGCAUUCGGGGAGCACCUUACUACCAGUCAGAUCACAGAUCUGGUGCUCAAAGUCUUCGACAAUCUGAUGCAUGAAGAAAAGGUUGUUUCCCAGGCUGCAUCCCUCCUGCUGAGCUCUUUCAUGGAGGAGUGUGGAAUGGAUCUGGAAGAUUUACCCAUGAUCAUCGGGGAAAUUCACAGCCGCCUCAACAACAUCCGCGAUGCAGCUACUAAAGAGGAGACUCUAAAGGCCAUUCGCAACCUGGCUUCCAAACGCAUCAACGGAGUUGUGGACUGCCUCCUAGAAAGCUCUGUAGAAUGUGAUAGCAAUGCCAUGGAGCUGUGGAAGAUCUUGAUGAAUGACCCGUAUUCCAGCGCCAAGCUCUUGAGCCCGCUACUGAAACGGCUGCAGGGGGAAGACCCCCUCUCGGAAUCCGGUCACCGGCGGAACAGCAAACUCUUCAUGCCUUUGGCGGCCACCAACGCCUUGCGCUGGAUCCUGUCCCUACCGGAGGCUUUUGAUGUCGUCCAGAACAAAUUCCCACACCUGCUUCUUGCUCUGUGCACUCAGAUCUACUAUGCCCUUGGGUCAGGCAGGAGAGGGUCCAAACGUUCCAAUAAUUCAGAGUACAUGGAACCCCCCAGCGCAUUGGGCUCUGCUGUGCAGGCUCUGAAGAACUUAAUCUCCUGCAUGGGCUACAUUAGGGAGUACAACAUUUUGGGCAUGCAAGGCAGUUGGGAGAAGUUGCAGCACCCGGAUACAUAUUUUGAAGCAGUUUUCCACCUCAUAAGGACGCUGUUCACAUUCUCCAAAUGGCACCUCAAGGUGAUGUUCAAACAGGCCAAUGCUUAUCUGCGCCACAGCGAACCUAAAGAGAAGACGGUCGGGAUGGCUUUCUUCACCGAGCUCCUGUUCCACGAAGACAUUGGCGUGCUGUUUGUGAAGCAGGACAUCCUGGACGUGCUCCGGGAAUGGAUGCUGCAACCUGGUCCCCUCAAGCAGACCUUCAGCAUUCGAGGACUUGGCCACCUGCUCCAGUUCCCCCUGGAGGACGAGAAUCUGGAGCCCCUCCUCCCUCCUCUGAUAAGCUGCGCCUUUGACUCAGACAGAAAUAUUGCAAAAGAGUCGAUCAAAACCCUCCGGUAUAUGUUCCGGCACCUGGCGGUGGAAGACUAUGGGUCAACGGUUGUCAGCCUGAUCCCUCACCUCCUGAAAUACUUCAACGACGAAGACAAUGAGGUGCGAGGUGACGCCAUCGAUCUUUUCGGGACCUUACUCAAAGGGGCGGCUAUUUCUGACGGCAACCGGCACAGUCUGAAGGAGGAUGUCUUGAUGUGCCAAGUUCCCCUCUUGAUUCAGCUGGGAGAUCCAUUUACCAGAGAGGUCUCUCAGGAUGUUCUCUUCACUUGUACCAACUUUAUGAAAUGGGGAGAUGUGCCAUCGGGUCUUUUUGUGAUUGAGAAUUAUGCCAACCUCAGUUCUGCAUAUGUGAACAUCUGCAAGUAUCUUCUACGGAAAUCUAAACACAAGUUGCCGGAAAUGCUAGCCCUGACGAUGCCGUACUUAAAGAGCAAGUACGCUUGCUACCGAGAGGCAGCGGCCCUGUUAAUAGGGAACUAUGCUCCAUACAUGAAGGGCAAUGGGAUGAACAUGAAGAUUGAAGAUACUUAUUUAGCUGUCCGGGAGCUACAGAGUGAUAGCGAAACCACAGUAUCCAACGCAGCUAUUGCUGCUAUUGAGCAGCUGUUCCAAUACUGUGGUAACCAGAUCAGUCAGCAUCUCAUUCCUCACCAGCUCAUGCGGGUCUUCAAAUCAAGCCAGGAAAAGGCGAAGCUGGAGGAGAGGAAAUGA
This is a messenger RNA of Heteronotia binoei (common prickly gecko), 3690 nucleotides long. RefSeq names its product maestro heat-like repeat family member 5. The record is from RefSeq and is a predicted model, not a curated record. NCBI's taxonomy places the organism in Eukaryota, Metazoa, Chordata, Lepidosauria, Squamata, Gekkonidae. Gene Ontology annotation, cellular component: cytoplasm. The transcript is spliced from 26 exons. The coding region runs from base 1 to 3690 and encodes 1229 amino acids.